This is a messenger RNA of Mus musculus (house mouse), 2251 nucleotides long. It is a transcript of the gene Ttc24, whose product is annotated as tetratricopeptide repeat domain 24. The record is from RefSeq and is marked provisional. The transcript is spliced from 10 exons. NCBI's taxonomy places the organism in Eukaryota, Metazoa, Chordata, Mammalia, Rodentia, Muridae. Bases 630 to 1634 code for a protein of 334 amino acids.
AGAAGGCCACUGUGGAGAAAACAGGACAGACAGAGGAUAGCCACUGGAAGCUUGAGACUGUGCCAAAACCCUCAAACUGCAGGAAGAAAAAGGAGAAAAAGAAGAGGCUGCAAGAAGAAGCCAAGAUCCGGAGCCUCACCAGGGAUGGCCACAGGGCCUUGCAUGCUGCUCAGAUUCAGGAGGCCUUGGGCAGCUUCCAGAAGGCCUUCCUGCUGGCCUCCAAGGCCCCAUCAACCAGAGACAGCUCCAUUCUUCAAGCCUGUGCCUUUAACUUAGGGGCUGCCUAUGUGGAGACUGGAGACCCAGCCACAGGUCUUGAGCUACUUCUGAGAGCCCACCCUGAAGAGAAGUCCGAAGGCUGGUGUCAUGGUGACCAGUGCUUCAAUGUGGCUUUAGCCCAUCACGCCCUUGGUGACCUGACUCAAGCUUUGGACUGGUACCACAGGGCUCUGGUCCAUUACCAACCACAGGGCUACCAUGGGGAGGCACAGGCAAAAAUAGGAGCCUGCUAUCAGGCCCUGGGAUGGCCUAAGCAAGCAGCCUGCAGUUUACAGGAAGCAAGCCAGGCCUAUGCCCAUGCAGGCCAGCUCUGGGAUGCAGCCUUGGCUCAGGUGGCUGCCGUGAGAUGUAUGCUGAGCAGUCGGCAGUAUGGACUGAGUGAUGUGCUGCGGGCUCUGGAGGAGAGCCGCAAGCUUGCUGAUGCUGACCGGAGCACCGACCAGGGACUGCUAGGGCCAUUCUACAAUGAUCUAGGCAUGGGUUACUUCCAACUCCAACUGUUCCCUCUGGCAGUAGAGGCCUUCCUGCAGGCCCUACCCCUGUGUCGACAGCCAUCAGAGCAGGCUACAGUGCUUCAAAAUCUUGGAAUGACCCACAAUGUCCUUGGCAACUAUUGGGAAGCCCAGGAGUUUCACCAGAAGGCUGCAAGUCUGCAUGGCUCUGUGGGCCAGCGGUGGGAGCAGGGUCGCAGCUUUAGCGGCCUGGCAUUUUCACUGAGCCAGCUGGGGGACCACAGGGCUGCCUGGGACAGCUAUUUGCAUGCCCUCCAGGCUGCCCAAGACACUGGAGACGUGAAGGGACAGUGGCAGGCGUGUGAGGGCCUUGGGGCAGCUGCAGCCAGACUGGGACAACAUGACCAGGCCUUGAAAUACUAUAAGGAAGCGCUGGCCCUGUGUCAGCACGAACCAAGUUCUGUACGAGAGCGGCUUGUGGCCAAAUUGGCAGAUGCCAUGCGGACCUUCGUGGCUCAGGAGAAGAUAGCCCAGGCUCGUUUCUUGCCCUCUGCUCCUGGAAAGCUGCAGACUUCACGGAAGGCAAAGACCUCAGCCAGGGUACAAAGUAGUGCAGAAGAUGCCCAGGAGAGUCAGUGGGAAGGUGAAGCGUCAGAAGGCGGCCAUGAGAAGAAGGAGAUGGAGGGGUUGGUGAACACGGCCACUGUGUUAGGACCUCAGAGACAGAACCGAGCCACAACCCAUCUUCCAUCUGGAGGCCCAAGUCCCAGUGGAGAGGAAUAUCCCUUCAUCAUAGCACCCAAGAAGCUCCGAGUCAGUAGGUCAUCCACAUGGGCCAAGGAAGCCCUCGGCAGGAACUUCCAGAGGACACGCAUCCAGUCCGGCCUCUGCAGCAUCAUGUGAUCUAUACCUGCUGGCUACAGCACUUACCUCUACAGGAACUUCCCGAUAGACACUUGUAUGGGCUUUGGGGAGGAGCCUCUUUAGCCGGUAUGGACAAGGUGCUCCUGAACAGACAGGCCAAGGACUCUGCUGGCUUGGCAUUGAGAGUCUCUUUGCUCUUCUUUGGGGGGGACUUGAACUCAGUAGACAAACGAAAACUGGGAAACGAAUAGUGAGCACUGUCCCUUGCUUUUCUGGAUUGGGACGUCAUGACUGUUAAAACGUUUUGCCAGUUCUAAAAAUGACUUCCUAGCUCAGGUGACUUUGGGGUCACUGAGCUUCUCCAUGUCCCCUUCUCAUGUUGGAGACACGAAUGUCAUACAACAGAAGAUAAGAGGGCACACACUCCAGUUACUGUCCCCCAUGAAUACCCAAAGUCACACAAUAACCGUGAUAAUUUUUCGACAUUUUUCGAGCAUGCUUCACACCCUGAACACUUAUAGGUAUUUCCUCACAGGAGUGCGGGAGGAAAAGAGAUGGCUGGGCACAGUGACACGGGCCUAUGAUCCUAAAGCUCAGAGAGGGCAGGAAGGUCACCGCUUCAAGGCCAGUCUGAGCUACAUAGCAAGAUGUAUCUC